AUGGGCAAGGUAACGGGUUUUCUGGAGAUCGACCGGCAGGUGGCCAAAUAUGAGCCUGCCUCGGACCGGAUUCGCCAUUUCAAGGAAUUCACGAUCCCGCUGGAGGAUGCCGAGGUCGUCAAGCAGGCCGCGCGCUGCAUGGAUUGCGGCAUUCCCUAUUGCCACGGGCCGCAGGGCUGCCCGAUCCACAACCAGAUCCCGGACUGGAACGAUCUGGUCUAUAACAACAAUUGGGAAGAGGCGAUCCGCAACCUGCACUCGACCAACAACUUCCCCGAAUUCACCGGUCGCAUCUGUCCGGCGCCGUGCGAGGAAGCCUGCACGCUGAACCUCGAGGACGUGCCCGUGGCGAUCAAGACGAUCGAGCAGGCGCUCGCCGACAAGGCCUACGAGAUGGGCUAUGUGCGGCCCUAUCCCCCGUCCGAGAAGACCGGCAAGCGCGUCGCGGUGAUCGGCUCGGGGCCGGCCGGAAUGGCCGCCGCCCAGCAGCUUGGCCGGGCCGGACACGAUGUCCACGUCUUCGAGCGCGAGGCGAAGAUCGGCGGGCUGAUGCGCUACGGCAUUCCCGACUUCAAGAUGGAAAAGCACUUCAUCGACCGGCGCGUCGAACAGAUGGAAGGCGAGGGCGUGACGUUCCAUACGGGCGUCAAUGUCGGAGUCGACAAGACCGUGGCCGAUCUCAAGGCCCAGUUCGAUGCGGUGAUCUAUUGCGGCGGUUCGGAACGGCCGCGCGAUGCGGGCAUUCCCGGCGACGACCUUGAGGGCGUGCAUCCGGCGAUGAACUAUCUGGUCCAGCAGAACAAGCGGGUGGGCAAGGAGCAGAGCAUCGAUUCGGUUGCCUGGCCGUCGGAACCGGUUGUGGCCGGCGGCAAGCAUGUCGUCGUCGUCGGCGGCGGCGACACGGCGUCUGACUGUAUCGGCACCGCCUUCCGCCAGGGCGCGGUCAAAGUCACCCAGCUCGAUAUCCGGCCCGAGCCGCCGGAGAAGGAAGACAAGCUGACCGUCUGGCCGUUCUGGGCGACCAAGAUGCGCACCUCCUCCUCGCAGGCCGAAGGCGCCGAGCGCGAGUUCCAGAUCGCAACGCUCGAAUUCGUCGGCGAGGACGGCAGGCUGACCCACGUCAAAUGCUGCGAGGUGGACGAAAAGCGCCAGCCGGUCGCCGGCACGGAAUUCUUCAUCCGCGCCGAUCUCGCCUUCAUCGCCAUCGGCUUUGCCGGUCCGUUGGAGCAUACCGGUGUGGUCGCCGAACUGGGCGAUGCGCUGGCGAUGGACACCGACCGCCGUGGCGGCCGCUCGGUGCAUGCCAACGAUCGCGACUACCGCACGAGCGUCGACGAUCUUUAUGUCGCGGGCGACGCGCGGCGGGGCCAGUCGCUUGUCGUCUGGGCGAUCCGCGAGGGCCGGCAGGCGGCCCGCGCCGUCGAUGAGGCGCUGAUGGGAUCGAGCGUGCUGCCGCGCUGA
Messenger RNA from Effrenium voratum, 1461 nucleotides. Lineage: Eukaryota; Dinophyceae; Suessiales; Symbiodiniaceae. The record is from the annotation of a GenBank genome assembly.